AUGUUUGUAUGUAUACUAGUAUAUACGACACCGGACAUUUAUAUCUUGCAUUACCAUUUAUUUAUUUAUUUAUUUAUUUAUUUAUCUAUCUAUCUAUCUAUCUAUCUAUCUCAGUCUGUUCAUAUCUAUCUAUCUAUCUAUCUAUCUAUCUAUCUCAGUCUGUUCAUAUCUAUCUAUCUAUGGUGCAAGAAAUGGCUUUUUUUUUUUGUAUACCGCUAUCUAUCUAUCUAUCUAUAUAUCUAUCUAUCUAUCUCAGAUCGUUCCUAUCUAUCUAUCUAUCUAUCUAUCUAUCUAUCUAUCUAUCUAUCUCUGACUUUUCACCUGUCUGCCUGUCUAUCUAUCAUUGUCUUUUCAUCUAUCUAUCUAUCUAUCUAUCUAUCUAUCUAUCUAUCUAUCUAUCUAAGAUCGUUCCUAUCUAUCUAUCUAUCUAUCUAUCUAUCUCUUUUCACCUGUCUGCCUGUCUAUCCAUCUCUGUCAUUUCAUCUAUCUAUCUAUCUAUCUAUCUAUCUAUCUAUCUAUCUAUCUAUCUAUUUUGUUUUACCUAUCUAUCUAUCUAUCUAUCUAUCUAUCUAUCUAUCUAUCUAUCUAUCUAUCUAUCUAUCUAUUUCAGUCCGUUCCCAUCUAUCUAUCUAUCUAUCUAUCUAUCUAUCUAUCUAUCUAUCUAUCUAUCUAUCUCUGACUUUUCACCUGUCUGCCUGUCUAUCUAUCAUUGUCUUUUCAUCUAUCUAUCUAUCUAUCUAUCUAUCUAUCUAUCUAUCUAUCUAUCUAUCUAUCUAUCUAUCUAUCUCUCUAUCUUUUCACCUUUUCACCUGUCUGCCUUCUAUCUAUCAUUGUCUUUUCAUCUAUCAAAUCUAUCUAUCUAUCUAUCUAUCUAUCUAUCUAUCUAUCUAUCUAUCUAUCUAUCUCAGAUCGUUCCUAUCUAUCUAUCUAUCUAUCUAUCUAUCUAUCUAUCUAUCUAUCUAUCUAUGUAUCUCUGACUUUUCACCUGUCUGCCUGUCUAUCUAUCAUUGUCUUUUCAUCUAUCUAUCUAUCUAUCUAUCUAUCUAUCUAUCUAUCUAUCUAUCUAUCUAUCUAUCUCAGAUCGUUCCUAUCUAUCUAUUUAUCUAUCUAUUUAAUUCUCAAAUAAUGGGACAUUGGAUAAAUAAAUGUUAUUAUUUAAACAAGCGCUUUCCUGUUGUCAUGACAACGUAG
This is a messenger RNA of Acanthosepion pharaonis, 1191 nucleotides long. NCBI's taxonomy places the organism in Eukaryota, Metazoa, Mollusca, Cephalopoda, Sepiida, Sepiidae. The record is from the annotation of a GenBank genome assembly.